This is a messenger RNA of Jaculus jaculus (lesser Egyptian jerboa), 5366 nucleotides long. RefSeq names its product SKI proto-oncogene (gene Ski). NCBI's taxonomy places the organism in Eukaryota, Metazoa, Chordata, Mammalia, Rodentia, Dipodidae. Gene Ontology annotation, biological process: negative regulation of BMP signaling pathway. Gene Ontology annotation, molecular function: DNA-binding transcription factor activity, RNA polymerase II-specific; RNA polymerase II cis-regulatory region sequence-specific DNA binding; SMAD binding. Gene Ontology annotation, cellular component: nucleus. The record is from RefSeq and is a predicted model, not a curated record. The transcript has 7 exons. Bases 17 to 2200 code for a protein of 727 amino acids.
GGAGCCUGAUCGCGCCAUGGAGGCGGCGGCGGGCGGCCGUGGCGGCUUCCAGCCGCACCCGGGGCUGCAGAAGACGCUGGAGCAGUUCCACCUGAGCUCCAUGAGCUCACUGGGCGGCCCGGCCGCCUUCUCGGCACGCUGGGCGCAGGAGGCCUACAAGAAAGAGAGCGCCAAGGAAGCAGGGGCGGCUGCGGUGCCGGCGCCGGUGCCGACGGCCACCGAGCCGCCGCCGGUGCUGCACCUGCCUGCCAUCCAGCCGCCGCCGCCUGUGCUACCCGGGCCCUUCUUCAUGCCGUCGGACCGCUCCACCGAGCGCUGCGAGACGGUGCUGGAAGGGGAGACCAUCUCCUGUUUCGUUGUGGGAGGCGAGAAGCGCUUGUGCUUGCCCCAGAUCCUCAACUCGGUGCUGCGCGACUUCUCACUGCAGCAGAUCAACUCGGUGUGCGACGAACUGCACAUCUACUGUUCACGUUGCACCGCCGACCAGCUGGAGAUCCUCAAAGUCAUGGGCAUUCUGCCCUUCUCCGCGCCCUCGUGCGGGCUCAUCACCAAGACGGACGCCGAGCGCCUGUGCAACGCGUUGCUCUAUGGUGGCGCCUACCCGCCGCCCUGCAAGAAGGAGCUGGCCGCCAGCCUGGCGCUGGGCCUGGAGCUCAGCGAACGCAGCGUGCGCGUGUACCACGAGUGCUUCGGCAAGUGCAAGGGGUUGCUGGUGCCUGAGCUGUACAGCAGCCCCAGCGCCGCCUGCAUACAGUGCCUCGACUGCCGCCUCAUGUACCCGCCGCACAAGUUCGUGGUGCACUCGCACAAGGCCCUGGAGAACCGGACCUGCCACUGGGGCUUCGAUUCGGCCAACUGGCGGGCCUACAUCCUGCUAAGCCAGGACUACACGGGCAAGGAGGAGCAGGCCCGCCUCGGCCGCUGCCUGGACGACGUGAAGGAGAAGUUUGACUACGCUAACAAGUACAAACGGAGGGUGCCCCGGGUCUCAGAGCCCCCAGCCUCCAUAAGAUCCAAAGCAGACGACACUUCCUCCCAGUCCCCUGCGUCUUCUGAGAAGGACAAGCAGUCCACUUGGCUGCGGACCUUGGCUGGUUCCUCUAAUAAGAGCCUUGGCUGUGUUCACCCUCGCCAACGCCUCUCUGCGUUCCGACCCUGGUCCCCUGCUGUUUCAACAAGUGAAAAAGAGAUCUCUCCACACCUCCCAGCCCUAAUUCGAGACAGCUUUUACUCCUACAAGAGCUUCGAGACAGCUGUGGCCCCCAAUGUGGCUCUGGCACCACCAAGUCAGCAAAAGGUCAUAAAUAGUCCGCCGUGUACCACUGUGGUCUCCCGGGCCCCUGAGCCUCUUACCACUUGUAUCCAGCCACGGAAGCGGAAGCUGACUGUGGACACACCUGGAGCCCCAGAGAUGCUGGCACCUGUAGCUGCUCCAGAGGAGGACAAAGAUUCAGAGGCUGAGGUCGAAGUUGAAAGCAGAGAGGAAUUCACCUCCUCCUUGUCCUCGCUGUCCUCUCCAUCCUUUACCUCGUCCAGCUCUGCAAAGGACCUGAGCUCCCCAGGCGUACAUGUCCCGCCUGUGGCUGCCCCUGAUGCCACAGCCCAUGCUGAUGCUCCAAGUGGGCUGGAGUCGGAGCUGGAGCACCUACGGCAGGCUCUGGAGGGUGGACUGGACACUAAGGAAGCCAAAGAGAAGUUCCUGCAUGAGGUAGUCAAGAUGCGUGUGAAGCAGGAAGAGAAGCUGACAGCGGCCCUGCAAGCCAAGCGUAGCUUACACCAGGAGCUAGAGUUCUUGCGUGUGGCCAAGAAGGAGAAGCUGCGGGAAGCUACAGAGGCUAAACGCAGCCUGAGGAAGGAGAUUGAGCGGCUACGAGCUGAGAAUGAAAAGAAGAUGAAAGAGGCCAACGAGUCACGGGUGCGCCUGAGGCGGGAGCUAGAGCAAGCGCGGCAGGUCCGGGUGUGUGACAAGGGCUGUGAGGCCGGCCGCCUUCGAGCCAAGUACUCAGCCCAGAUCGAGGACCUGCAGGCAAAGCUGCAGCAUGCAGAGGCCGACCGUGAGCAGCUGCGAGCCGACCUGCUGCGGGAGCGAGAAGCCCGGGAACACCUGGAGAAAGUGGUGAAGGAGCUUCAGGAGCAGCUGUGGCCGCGGCCGCGGCCUGAGAAUGCGGGUGGUGAGGGCAGUGCAGAGCUGGAGCCCUAGCCUGGGCACCGCCUACCACUGCGGUGCGGACUUACACGCGGGUGCAGAGGGUGGCGGGUGCGUGGCUCUGCAGGCCCAGCCCACGCCUCUGAAGCCACACAGCACAACGUCUCUACUGUGCCUAUUACCAAGCAAGUGUUUGUAACCACAUACUUUUGGAAUCCACUGCAAAAUUUUCUACUGGCCAACUUCAAGUGAGCAAGCCAUGUCCCCAGCUGCAGCCAGAGUCAAGGCUGGCUCCCAUGGUUCAAAGCUGGUCCUCUGCUUGCUAGAACAUUCUAACAUUUACACUUUUGUUAUAAGCUAUUUAAAACCAGUAAGGAGACUUGAUAUUCAGAAAACCAACAUGUGUUUUUUAAUGACUAACUUUUAAAGCCCCAACACGUGACGCCAUUUGGACACCCAUUCUGGUGGGAGUGGUGCCUACCACCUCCCUCCUGGGAAGCCAUCACUGCUCAUCUGUGCCCGCGGCUGUAAGAGGACAGCAAGGGUUUUCUUCAGAGUCUAUUUUUUCAGCAACAAGGACCCCACUCUUCCUGCUGCUGCCAGGAAGAGCAGGGAGAGUGCCGCGUGCGAGAUGAGCCCCAACACUGCCCGCCUUACCGCCGCUGCCCCGCCCACCAACACCACCACUUGCCCCGCCCCGCAGGCUCCAGGAUGCCUGAGCCGCAUAGGAGUGGACUGUUCUGGGAUGCACCAAGCCCCAGGAUAUCCCCCGCCCGCCUACCCCACAAGGGGGUUGACCUGUGUCAGGCGGUGGCCAUGGUCCAGUGUCAUGUCAUCCCCCGCCCCUCACCCUUACCCCAUGCGCUGCUUGACCACAGCGACCCUUCUUCAGUGCGGCAGACAUCGCUCCUCUCAUCUUGGGACUGAGGCUGCAGCAUUGGAACAAAACACAGCAUUAUAUCACUUUUUCUUUCUUUCUUUUCUUUUUUUUUUUCAUUUAAACAUAUAUUUAGAACUGCACUUUGUCAGAAGCCUUCCCUUCUCUUUUUACUCCCCCGUUAACUGAAGUUUUUACCGUUUCUAGAGCAGUUCAAACCCUAAGUGCUCGAGUGCUUAGGAAUCCCCUCUGGUGCUUGGUUGAACAAGGGAAUCACAAGAAAAGGAAAAGCAGAGACUGAACUUGGGGGUCGUUCUGUGCCUUCCAGCAUCUUGUACAGCAAACCCUGACUCGUCUUCUUACCCCCAAAAUAGCGUCUUCAGUAGCGAUUGAAUCUGCCACUGUCAAAAUACGUUACUUGCAUUUAUUCCAAAUAAUCUCGUUUACUCUUAACUGUUUAUGCAAAUUGUAUAAGGUUUCUUAUGCCCAAGCUUGAAAAAUGAUUUCCCAGUAGACAAGAGGCCGCCACCCAUCCUACGGUUGUGGUGUUAAGAAGAUCAUACAAGAGUCCUUUGCUCGGGGCAACCAUGAGCUGAGGGAGGUGGAGAUGGCUUGUGCAGGUACAAACGACCUUGAGGACUGUUGCCUGCGACCUGAGACUGCUAAGCCCUGACAUGUAGUGACGAGGUCGUCUUGCAGGGCUUUGCCCUUGGUUUACCGAGGGGGGACUCAGUUGCUGCUGGGACCCUCCCUUCUGAAGUGCAAUGCAAAAGGGACGUCGUAUAUGCAGCAUUUGUUUGGAGUUUUUUUUUUCUUUUUUUUUUCUUUUUUUCUCUUUUGCAGUUAUGAAACCUGUAUGCAUGGAUUUCACACCUUCACAGCUAGACCCACCCAUGGGCAUUAUGACCGUGUCUCCUAAAGGGUCAGUUUUGUUACGCAACAUGCAGAAUGCCUUGUUUUUCUAGAGUUGUUUUUCAGUCAUUUCUUCAAGGGAAACUAAAUGAUUUAGUUGGAGCAAAGCUUUAAGUGUGUUGGCGUGCUUCUGUAUGGCUGUCCUUGUUGCCUAGUCGGAGAUUGCAGUGAGUCAGGCCCCUUUGGAGCCUGUGGCUCCAGAGGAGCUCACUGUCCUCCACAGAGCCUCUCCUUGCCACACCCCUGGUCACCAUGUAUCCAGGUCUCCCUGGCCCAGUGCUUGCUCCUGUAUUGGAAGUGCUAUGUCUAUAGCGGGGAUUCCCCUCUAAGUGCUAGCAUGACCUGGGCUGGGGAAGGGCCUUUCAUCUCACUAUUGUUGCUCUCCCCUUUCCCCCCAGGUCCUGCCUCCCACCACUUCCUUUGAGGCCCCACAGGCUUCCAUUUGUCAGCAGCUUAUACUCUGGGCCUUCCAGGCCAUUCUGCUUCUUCUGUCUGAUCCCUGGACCCCUGGCCUAGGUGAAACUGAUGGGGCACCCAGGUAGUUCUUGCUGCUUCCUUGGAGCGCCUCCCUUGGACUGAGAGCCACCAGACACUAUGUGCCUGGCUAUCUGUUAGUGAGGCUACAAGUUUCUUUUCAGAGAAAGAAAGAAGAGUUUUCCAUCGUGUUGGCUGUUGACUCUCCCUGUUUGUUAAACCCCUUUAUAAGUUUACUCAUUAUUUCUAUCUGGAAAGAUUUUUAACGAAGGGAAAAACCAACAGCAAUAACACUCAUAUCGGUGAGCAGCUAACUCAUACACACGACACCCUGCUUCUCGUACAGAACUAGCAAUGUAAAAACUCACAUGUAAAUACUUAUUCCAUUUCACAUCAUUGUAUUAUACAUGUAUAUGGUGGUUCCUUUUCCAGAAAAUUUUCUUACCUGGUGGUCUUGUUUUCUGGGUUGUUUUUUAACCGAGGAAAAAGUGCUCAUCUGCCAGAGGGGAUGGAGGUGUCUUGUGACAUUUCCCACGUGGUGUCCUCCCCUCCAUGGCCGCCCCCCCCAUUUCCUACCCAGGUUGUCCUCUGCGGCCCCUCCACACACACACACACCCCAUCCCAGGGCUGAGGGUAAGGCUCUUGCUUUAAGUCAGGAGUCUCAAAAGACAUUUUCAUCAAUUAAGGAAAAAAAACUCACCUGAACCUUCAUGACCACCCAAGCCCCUGCAUCUUCCCAUGACGCUGCUGCUAAUGACAAUACGAUGGCUUACUCUGCUACUCGAGAACUAUUUUUAUGUAAUUAAUGUAUGCUUUCUUGUUUAUAAAUGCCUGAUUUAAAAGAAAAAAGAAAAAGCUUGGCAUAUUUAUCUAUUUCUCUGUGUACCUGUUAGUCCUUUUGCCUCCCCCCCCCCUUGGAAACAGAUGGCAUUGUACAAUAAAGGACUUUGAGAGUGC